Messenger RNA from Drosophila sechellia, 1249 nucleotides. It is a transcript of the gene Tpc2, whose product is annotated as Thiamine pyrophosphate carrier protein 2. The record is from RefSeq and is a predicted model, not a curated record. Gene Ontology annotation, biological process: transmembrane transport. The coding region runs from base 259 to 1230 and encodes 323 amino acids. NCBI's taxonomy places the organism in Eukaryota, Metazoa, Arthropoda, Insecta, Diptera, Drosophilidae. The transcript has 2 exons.
GCGACAGCUGAAAGAGAUCGAAGGGAUUAAUACUGCGACAACCAAUACAAACAUACAAAUGUAUAUACAUUCAUAUGCAGACCCCAACCAAAAGCUUAAUACAAGCCUAGCCGCAUUCUUAUACAGUAGCAGGAAAUUUAGCUUGCGGAAUGACAACACACCACUUCGUCCUCAUCUGUACAGUGAAUAGCUCCUGCCGUGCUGGGGAGCUCGCCCCGGACCGAAAGCCAAUCCGUCCCCUCAUCGUCGCCACAUCCGAUGCCCGAAAACUCGGUGGAAGUCCAGGUAAUGCAGGCCGUCGGCGGCGGAAUCGCCGGAGCUGCGACGCGUACCAUAACCCAGCCGCUGGACGUGCUGAAGAUCCGAUUCCAAAUGCAAGUGGAACCGGUCACCAACCAUAAGGGGUCCAAAUACCGUGGAGUAAUCCACGCUUUUAAGUCGGUGUACGCCGAGGAGGGAAUGCGCGGCAUGUUCCGUGGCCACAACUCCGGCCAGGUUCUGAGCAUUUCGUACGCUCUGGUGCAGUUCUGGUCCUACGAACAGCUUCGCUCCAUGGCCCACCAGUUCGACUACUGGAGGGAGCGCCCCUUCCUCAUGUUUUUCAUCUGCGGCGGCAUAGCCGGAUGUCUGGGAGCCGUGGCAGCCCAGCCGUUCGACGUGGUAAGAACGCAGAUGGUGGCCGCAGAUCCCUCCUCGCGCCGCAGUCAGAUGAACACUUUUACCGGACUUCGAAAGGUCUAUAAGAUGGAAGGCUGGAUGGGUCUUUCGCGAGGAUUACCCUUCACGCUUGUGCAGGUGUUCCCGCUGGUAGGGGCAAACUUUCUCUUCUACAAGUACCUAAACGCGGCUGUCCUGAUGGCCAAGCCUCCCGACCAGCGCCAGGAAAUCCACGGCGCCUUCCUCUUCCUCAAUGGGGCGCUGUCCGGGGUGUUGGCCAAGAUGAUCGUAUACCCGGCGGACCUGCUUAAAAAGCGCAUCCAGCUGAUGGCCUUCAAACAGGAACGUAAGACCUUUGGCCGCAACCCAGAGUGCCCUACGAUCCUGGGCUGCAUCAGCACCACGUUCCGGGAGGAAGGACUCGGGGGCUUCUAUAAGGGAAUGUUGCCCACUCUGCUCAAGGCAGGACUGAUGAGUGCCGUCUACUUCUCCAUCUAUGACAUGUUUAAGCGCCACUAUAUAGCUCCAAUGAAAGAGGCGGAGAAAAAUCGGCAAAAACUGGUCAAGCAUUAGGUAAACCACAUACUGGGCG